Messenger RNA from Dipodomys spectabilis (banner-tailed kangaroo rat), 1944 nucleotides. RefSeq names its product tandem C2 domains, nuclear (gene Tc2n). Gene Ontology annotation, cellular component: nucleus. Lineage: Eukaryota; Metazoa; Chordata; Mammalia; Rodentia; Heteromyidae. The record is from RefSeq and is a predicted model, not a curated record. The coding region runs from base 283 to 1755 and encodes 490 amino acids. The transcript is spliced from 14 exons.
UUACCUGGAGCAAACAGGUCAGCCACAACUCAAUAAUGCUAUAAGAAAAUAUUUGAAUGGAAGAAACCGCAUCAUAUACUGUUUUAGUACUUCAUGUGAUGAAUGCUCAGCCAAUCAGAGCCUCACAAAGUUAACUCCUGGGUCCUUCUGCCACAUAUUUUAAAGAUUACUACUUACAUACUUAUGGAUGAAAUUAUCUGAUUGGAAUUUAUUUCAAAAUAACCCAAAGGACAGGGUUGAUAUUAAAAUUGAAAGUUUAUUGGAUAUUAGAAAUUGAAUGUAAUGGCAACAGAAUUUAUCAAGAGUUGUUGUAGAGGAUGUCUCUAUGGUGAAACAGAAAAGCAGAAGAUUUCUGUGGGAAGAGACUUUGAAGUAUCAGUCUCAAAUAGCCCAAGAACUGCUAUCUGUGUACCUCCAUUGGCCGCUACUUCUGUAAAGCCCCAGGUUGGCUGUACUGAGGACUACUUGCUCUCCAGGUUACCAUCUGAUGGCAAAGACGUACCAUUUGUGGUGCCCAAGUUUAAGUUAUCUUAUAUUCAGCCCAGGACACAAGGACCUCAUCCACCUCUGGAAGAACUUGAAGGAUCUGCCAGAGCAUCUUUUGGAGAUCGAAAGGUAGAACUUUCCAGUUCAUUACAGCAUGGUUCCAGCUAUGAUGUGUACAAUCCCUUCUACCUGUAUCAGAGCAUCUCACCUGACUUGAGCCGGCGCUUCCCUCCUCAUUCAGAAGUGACAAGACUGUAUGGGUCAGUUUGUGAUUUAAGGACCAGCAAGCUUCCUGGGUCCCCUGGGCUAAGCAAAUCUAUGUUUGAUCUUACAAGUUCAUCUCAGAGAUUCACCCAGAGACAUGACUCACUGUCCAGUAUACCUAGUAGUUCUUCUUCAAGGAAAAACUCUCAAGGCAGUAACAGAAGCCUGGAUACAAUUACUCUAUCAGGAGAUGAAAGAGAUGUUGGGAGAUUGAAUGUGAGAUUGUUUUAUAAUUCUUCAGUAGAUCAGAUCUGGAUCACAGUUCUCCAGUGUAGGGAUUUAUGCUGGCCUGCUAGUUAUGGAGAUGCUCCCACCAUCUGUGUAAAAGGAGUUCUAACAUUGUCCAAGCCAGUGCAUUUCAAGUCCUUGGCUAAGGAGGCUUCCAAUGUUAUUGAAUUUAUGGAAACUUUUGUAUUUUCUAUUAAACUACAAAAUUUGCAAACUGUGAGACUGGUAUUUAAGAUUCAAACCCAGACUCCCAGAAAGAAAACCAUUGGAGAAUGUUCCCUAUCACUCAGAACUCUCAGCACACAGGAAAUGGAUUACUGUUUGGAUAUUAUACCACCUUCAAAGAUUUCUGUGUGCCAUGCGGAACUUGAAUUGGGAACUUGUUUUCAAGCAAUAAACAGUAGGAUUCAGCUACAAAUUCUUGAGGCGCAGUACCUUCCAAGCUCAUCAACACCUCUGACUUUGAGUUUUUUUGUGAAGGUGGGAAUGUUUAGCUCAGGAGAAUUGAUUUAUAAGAAGAAGACACGCUUGCUGAAGGCCUCCAGUGGGAGAGUGAAGUGGGGAGAAAGUAUGAUUUUCCCACUCAUACAGACUGAAAAAGAAAUUGUUUUUCUCAUUAAGCUUUAUAGUCGAAGCUCUGUAAGAAGAAAACAUUUUGUAGGCCAGAUCUGGAUAAGUGAAGACAGUAACAACAUGGAAGCAGUGAAACAAUGGAAAGAAACAAUUACAAAUCCAGAAAAGGUUGUUAUCAAGUGGCACAAAUUAAAUCCGUCUUGAAGACUUCACACAUUAAUUUGGUGAAGAAGCGACUUCAUAUUCAUUUAGAAGAUUUAUGAUUUCCAUUUUGCUAGAAUUCAUAAUUUGAUCAGCUAUCCAAGGAGAGGAAAUGCUUUAAAAUGGUGCCAACCAUAGACAAUAAAAUGAAAAGGUAGUAUCAGUAGGAUAUUAAACAUUUUACAAAGUCAU